AUGACAUCUUUAAGUACUGUUGACACGAAGUAUGUCUUAGCUGGAACUGCUGCUGCAGGUCUGCUAGGCUACCUUGCAAUCAAAUUUUUUAAAAAGAAUGCUAAAACGGUAGACCCUGGAGUUGUCUUAUUGCAUCAUUUCCCAUCGACAUCAACUAUUCUUAGUCCUUCGCCUUUUGCUUUAAAAUUGCUAACAUUUUUUCGAUUAACCGGAAUACCUUACGAAAAUGAUUACGAUCAACCGUUAGGCCCAAAACAAAAGGCCCCUUGGAUAGAAAUCGAUGGUAAAGCUCAUACGGACUCUUCAUUUAUCAUCGAAUAUUUAACAGACUAUUUCAAGAUCACAUUAGAUGAACAUCUCAGUGAGGAAGAACGAGCUCUUGGCAGAGUGGUGCAGAAAACUUUUGAAGAAAACACUGUCUACGAGUGGUUUUUUUCGACCGCCAAAUCUAUAUCCUGGAUAGUGAGAAAUCUAUUUCUAUGGAGUUUCAAGAGUCGAUUAGGUAAAAAUCUGAAAAGUCAUGGAAUGGAUAAGCAUUCUGAUGAAGAGAUUAGACAUAUCACUGAAGGAGAUCUACAGGCAAUUUCGACAAUACUUGGAGACAAGCAUUAUAUACUUGGUGAUAGGCCUACUUCGUAUGAUUGUGCUUUAUUCGGUUACCUAGCGAAUAUUGUCUAUGGACUGAAUCCACAAAGCUGGCCAAACAUCAUGCUCCGUGAUAAGUUUCCAAAUUUAGUUGAAUAUACUGAUCGGCUUAAGGCGGAAUUUUGGAGUGACUGGGAUGAACUUCUCACUAAAUAA
This is a messenger RNA of Trichoplax adhaerens, 801 nucleotides long. RefSeq lists its product as uncharacterized. NCBI's taxonomy places the organism in Eukaryota, Metazoa, Placozoa, Uniplacotomia, Trichoplacea, Trichoplacidae. The record is from RefSeq and is a predicted model, not a curated record. Bases 1 to 801 code for a protein of 266 amino acids. The transcript is spliced from 2 exons. Gene Ontology annotation, cellular component: cytoplasm.